Aspergillus ruber CBS 135680 is the source of this 971-nucleotide messenger RNA. RefSeq lists its product as uncharacterized. The record is from RefSeq and is a predicted model, not a curated record. NCBI's taxonomy places the organism in Eukaryota, Fungi, Ascomycota, Eurotiomycetes, Eurotiales, Aspergillaceae. The coding region runs from base 38 to 697 and encodes 219 amino acids. The transcript is spliced from 2 exons.
CUCAGGACUCCGGAGAACGUUGCUUGCAAAGCUCUCCAUGCUUGGUCUCUCCUCUCGCACACUUCGCUCAAACUCCAACUCCCAUGAACCUGAUAAUAUUCCCAAUGGCUCGUCUACUGAGUUCCCGUAUGGCUUAAUGAGCCCGGUGCAGGAGCUGCCGGUCCGAAUGGAAGAGGCACCUGCUGCAGAACCGGCCCGCGUCGAUCCUACCGAAUGGUACCCGCACUAUUUGAUCUGCUUGCGGCACUUUUUGGAUCACGCGCAGCAUACGCUUCCUGUGCAAUCAUUGGCGACCUUUAUCAAUAUUCGUCUUCCUUGCCAGCGGUCGUCUGACCCUGUCUUUCAAUUCACUCAGUCAGAGAUAUCUGCUGCAUCUGUGGCUUUGACGCCGUACAUCCGACGACUCAUUGUUACCGGCAACGACACACCAUCAGUUCUGCAGGCAUUUUUUGGCAAUGGCUGGGAGGCCGGCGUCGACUACACCUGGAAGCAGGAACGCAUGAACUACUUGUUCACGGCCAAAAGCAGCGGCUGGGCCUCGACCAAGGAAGCCUACGAUAUUCUCCCCGAUGAGCAAACCCCAACUAUACGGCCUCUUCGCAACCCCACGGAGGAGGAGCUGUGCUUAGCUGAUGCGCGAUGGAGCGAAUGGCUAGCAAUGGAGGAUUGGAUGGUUGGACCGCGAAGUCCAUGGUAAAGGGGAAAGCGUCUCAUGACGAUGUGAUGGGCCACGAUUUUGACGAUAAUAUAUCACUCGUUUCGAAUCUUUCUUUUGUUCAAUUUUUGGGAUUUCUGCAACGGAGCAGUCUACGUAUCACAUUUCCCUUUUCUGGUUCCAAUUUUGGUGUAUCUAUCCACAGCAGAGCAAUAUAUCGGAUCUCCUUUGUUUUGGAAAUAUCCUGGUUCAUCCUGUAACAUAAUCACGCCACGUGAUACAUUCAACUGUUCGCCGGUUACAGCGGGUUCGGGUC